AUGGCAUGGCGAAGCUCUGGCGACACCAAUGAAGAGCUCAUCGAUAAUCUCAAGAAGAACGGUCUCAUAGAAACUGAGCGCGUCAAAGAAGCUAUGAUGAAGGUCGACCGCGCCCAUUUCGCGCCCUCUUCUCCGUACCGGGACUACCCCCAACCCAUCGGUCACGCCGCCACCAUCUCCGCGCCACACAUGCACGCCAACGCAUGCGAAUCGCUUCUCACACAUCUGCCUCCUGGCGCCAAAGUUCUCGAUAUCGGCUCUGGCUCAGGCUACCUGACCGCCGUUCUCGCCAACCUCGUGGGGCCCAAAGGGACCGUGAUUGGAAUCGACCACAUACAACCACUAGUAGACAUGAGCAUUGCGAAUCUGUCUAAAAGUGAAGUAGGCAAGAAGAUGCUGGAGACGGGACAAGUCAAGUUCGUGCUUGGGGACGGGAGGAAAGGAUGGAAGGAAGGCGCGCCGUAUGAUGCGAUUCACGUGGGUGCUGCGGCGGCGGAACACCAUGCUGAGUUAACAGAGCAGUUGAAAAGCCCAGGGAGGUUGUUUGUGCCGGUUGCAGACGGUGGCUCACAGCAUAUUUAUAUCGUUGAUAAGAAAGAGGAUGGUAGUGUGGAGAAGAAGAAGCUGUAUGGGGUGCAGUAUGUGCCAUUGACUGAUGCGCCGAAAUGA
Messenger RNA from Parastagonospora nodorum SN15, 669 nucleotides. RefSeq lists its product as hypothetical. The record is from RefSeq and is a predicted model, not a curated record. Gene Ontology annotation, molecular function: protein-L-isoaspartate (D-aspartate) O-methyltransferase activity. Gene Ontology annotation, biological process: protein modification process. Gene Ontology annotation, cellular component: cytoplasm. Bases 1 to 669 code for a protein of 222 amino acids. The transcript is spliced from 2 exons. Lineage: Eukaryota; Fungi; Ascomycota; Dothideomycetes; Pleosporales; Phaeosphaeriaceae.